GGCCAGGUUGGGCACAUGUCGAUGGCUGUUCGAUCGGGUCGGUUGAUUUGUGGGACGCGCGGCGCCCUGCUGCUGUUCCUCUUAAUCUUGGUCGGCACCUUGGUGAUCCUCCACAGGGUGGUCCAGUCGCCGCUCCUCAAUCAGUACGAAAUCCUGCAGGAUCACUUAGAACGCCAGGAAAACCAAAAGAGCCGAGCCACCCGCACCAUUCUUCUGUGGACCGAUUUCUUUGGGGAUCCUCGAUGGAAGCUAUCUUGGGACACUAUGGGACCGCAGCAGCUACGGGAUGAGCUUCGGUGCCCGGUCUACCAGUGCGAAAUUAGCAACCAGCACGAGUUACUGCCCGCUGUGGAGCUCUACGACGCCAUUGUCUUCCAUGCGGCGGAAAUGUUUCCGCUUCUCCGACCAGUGCCCUUACAGAGGAGUCCCCACCAGGCCUACGUCUUCGCCCUAAUGGAACCGCCCGGAGAGACCAAGCACCGACUGGACGACGAGUUUGGGUUCUACAACCUCACCAUGACCUAUCGCCUUGACUCCGAUGUUGUCUGGCCCUACGGGCAGCUUAUAGACACUGAAACGGAUGCCGUGGUGGCGCCCAGUGUGAGUCCACCUUGGAGGAAACGCCCAGCGUCUUUUAACGACUCUGUGAUUUGGGAUCUCUGGUCCGGAAAAACGAAAACGGCCGCUUGGUUCGUAUCCCAUUGUGAAACACUGUCAAAAAGAGAGACCCUGGCCAAUAGGCUUCAGGAAAUAUUUGACGUGGAUAUCUACGGAAAAUGCGGAACCCUCAGAUGCGCCCGAGGGGAUCCACACUGCGACGAGAUGUUGGACACAGACUAUUUGUUCUACCUGGCGUUUGAGAACUCGCUGUGCGACGACUACGUGACGGAGAAGCUUUUCGACGCUUUGCACCGGAACAUAAUACCCGUGGUUUUCGGUGGUGCGGACUACUCACGGAUCCUUCCCCCGCACUCGUACAUCGAUGCCAAUCGCUUCGAGACCGUGGAGGAUUUGGCUCAGCACCUGAGCUUCGUGGGCGGGGAUCCGGAUGAGUAUGUCAGUUACUUCUGGUGGCGCAGCUACUAUCGCUUGGUCUCCACUUCUCCGUUUUGCGAUCUGUGCGCCCUGCUCCAUGCCCCCGGUUUUAGCCACAAGACACAGUUUUACGGCGACAUCCAGGCUUGGUGGUUCAACAGUUGCCGCCUGGAGAGCCAGAUACGUUGGUGAGCCGUGCUUGGAAUAGAGAAAGAUAGUUGCAACUAUAAACACACGUCAAUCACGAAAGAGAGCGAGAUGCUACUGUCGGACACUUUCUCUCCAACAGUUAUUUUGAGUCAAAGCCAACAUUAGUCUAUUUGUUAACAUUUCCCAAAAAUGUGUGUUAAGUACACUCCCUGGGAGAUAAGAUAGACAGGUUUCCGAUUUGCUCACUAUUGGGGUAUGACUCACCUGCUAACCAAUUUCAAUUGCGAUUCCCAUCGAUUGACAGUGGAUAGGAGUAGAUAACAGUAGUAAUAACAGUAAUAAAACCUUACUUUAA
This is a messenger RNA of Drosophila subpulchrella, 1540 nucleotides long. RefSeq names its product alpha-(1,3)-fucosyltransferase C. Gene Ontology annotation, molecular function: alpha-(1->3)-fucosyltransferase activity. The record is from RefSeq and is a predicted model, not a curated record. NCBI's taxonomy places the organism in Eukaryota, Metazoa, Arthropoda, Insecta, Diptera, Drosophilidae. Bases 16 to 1227 code for a protein of 403 amino acids. Gene Ontology annotation, cellular component: membrane. The transcript is spliced from 2 exons.